UGUCUUCUCUGUUCUGCUGUGCUGACGACAUUUCCGGAGUUACGCCCGGAGUGACUCCAUUUUACACGAAAACAAUCUUUGGGGAAGAUAUUUUUAUUCGGGCUGAUUGAGUGCAUCCACCUACCGCUGCCACAUUCCUCGUGCUGAAAUUGUAUGUCUGAUGAGUGCGGAGACUGUCUGGAGAGCAACAUGAAGGAUACUUAAACAGUUUAUCAACCAUGAAUCAAGUCUAAGGAAGGAAAAUAUCCCUGUCAUUGAACAGGACAACCGGUGCAGUGUGAUUUUCCUGUUUCAGAGUUCAAGCGCUGCUUUAUUAUGAACCAUGGACCAGGGUACAGUUGACAGCCCCGUUACUCUUGUCAUCAAGGCACCCAACCAGAAGUAUGAUGACCAGACCAUUAAUUGUUUUUUGAAUUGGACCGUAGAAAAGUUGAAAAAACACAUAUCCAAAGUGUAUCCUAGCAAGCCGUUAUCCAAGGAUCAGAGACUUGUCUAUUCUGGACGGCUUCUUCAGGAUCACUUGCAGUUGAGGGAUGUGCUAAGAAAGCAAGAUGAAUACCACAUGGUCCACCUGGUGUGUGCGUCACAAAGCCCCCCGUCAUCCCCCACUUCCGGCAGCCCUGUUAGCACCACCGAUUCCAGCUCUUUAACAUCAGACAGUGCUGGUCCAUCCUCCUCAUCUUCUACCCCUAGUCAGGAAACUUCAGCCAACUCUGAUGGUCUACGGUACCGGGGGAACCCAACACAAACACACGGCCUCAAUCCUGCUCCUACUGGUGUAAUGCAGAGACCUGAAGGAAUGCCUCUUCCCAUGCAAGGUGAUCCCGCUGCUGGCUUCCCCGCCCAUCCUAUGUACAUGCCGAUCCAAAUGUUUUGGUGGCAGCAGAUGUAUGCUCGCCAUUAUUACAUGCAAUAUCAUGCAGCCAUGGCAGCCUCCCGGGCAUCCAGCGUGGCCCCCUUUCCCGCUCCCAGUGCUGGCCCCGCCACUCAGCCAGCUCUGCCUAACGAACCUGCAGCCCCUAUGGGGCCCAACCCUGCCCCUGAGGACCGCCCUGCCAACCCCAACAUCCAGAUGAAUGCUCAGGGAGGAGCCAUGUUGAACGACGAUGAGCUCAACCGAGACUGGCUGGACUGGAUGUACACAGUGUCACGUGCUGCCAUUCUGCUCAGCAUUGUCUAUUUCUAUUCCUCCUUUGGCCGCUUCGUUGUGGUGAUCGGUGCCAUGCUGCUGGUUUAUCUGCACCAGGCUGGCUGGUUUCCCUUUAGAGCAGAACUACAGAAUCCAAUAGCUGGAGAAGGUCCUCAGGACGAGGCUGAGCAAAAUCAGGAUAUGCAAGAGAUGGAGCGUAUGAUGGAUGAGGGAAUGGAGGAUGAUGAGGGGGACAGCGGGGAGGAAGGUCCUGAAGAUCCCAUGAACGCAGACCCGCAUCAGCCGGGCUUCCUGUCGGCCGCUUGGUCAUUCAUCAGCACUUUCUUCACCUCCCUCAUCCCUGAGGGACCUCCACAAGCUGCCAACUGAACUUGGAUGUCUCCACAUUGUCCGUGGACAGUGGAGAGAAGAAAUUGACAAUAGACAUAAAAAAAAUAAUAAUAAAAUACAAAAAAAAGUACAACAUGGUCUGCCAUGUCCUGGAAAGUCUGUAAUGCUGCUUCAAUGGUGUUCAUUUUUCCCCCAAUGCUUUUCUUCCCACCUUUGUCAACAAGUCAGAGUGAGGUUUCAUGGAUGUGCUGUCCAUAUUGUUAUGAAAGACUUGUUUUCUCAAGACUGGUUGAUAAACAUGUAAGACUUAGUGAAUCAUGCAGUUACUUUAGUGCAUAACUAUUUUUCUCUUCCUUGUGUGUAAAUAAAUAGUAAAUAUUUACAGAUAUGAAUAUAUGCAUCUCGUUGAAAUAAGGUGUGUUUUUGAAUAAAAUCAGGUUUUGGUUUCUUAUCA
This is a messenger RNA of Sinocyclocheilus grahami, 1934 nucleotides long. It is a transcript of the gene herpud2, whose product is annotated as HERPUD family member 2. Bases 323 to 1519 code for a protein of 398 amino acids. Gene Ontology annotation, biological process: endoplasmic reticulum unfolded protein response. The transcript is spliced from 9 exons. NCBI's taxonomy places the organism in Eukaryota, Metazoa, Chordata, Actinopteri, Cypriniformes, Cyprinidae. Gene Ontology annotation, molecular function: protein binding. The record is from RefSeq and is a predicted model, not a curated record.